Sorghum bicolor (sorghum) is the source of this 1294-nucleotide messenger RNA. Its product is annotated as probable glutathione S-transferase. Bases 308 to 1018 code for a protein of 236 amino acids. The record is from RefSeq and is a predicted model, not a curated record. Gene Ontology annotation, cellular component: cytoplasm. The transcript has a single exon. Gene Ontology annotation, molecular function: glutathione transferase activity. Lineage: Eukaryota; Viridiplantae; Streptophyta; Magnoliopsida; Poales; Poaceae. Gene Ontology annotation, biological process: glutathione metabolic process.
GGAACCGAAGCUUGAUAAAUAAAAUAGUUUUAAAAAGCCCUCAGAUCUAUGCUGAGGUCAUUGCUUAUGCCAGGCAUUCAGGCACUAUGGGUCUAUGACACACAUCGAUUUUAGCUAAAAAAAACACGCGCACACACACACAUCAUCGGUUUUAUGAUGACUUCUCCUAUAUUAUAUCAUAUCUUCCUGAUCUGCUCAUGUGGCCAUAACCCAUAAAUAACAACUGUCUAAGAUUUGUUUGGCCAGGAUAGCAGCAAGUGAGCAAGCAUAGUAGCUAGUAGGAAGCAGCUGGAACCAGCAGGUGGACAUGUCGUCUCCGCCGCCGCCGCCGGUGAAGCUGAUCGGCUUCUUCGGCAGCCCGUACGCGUUCCGCGCGGAGGCGGCGCUGUGCCUCAAGGGCGUGCCGUACGAGCUCAUUCUGGAGGACCUCUUCGGCACCAAGAGCGACCUCCUACUCCACCACAACCCCGUCCACAAGAAGGUCCCCGUGCUCCUCCACGGCGACGACAGGGCCAUCUCCGAAUCCCUCGUCAUUGCCGAGUACGUCGACGAGGUCUUCGACGGGCCGCCGCUCCUCCCCGCCGACCCCUACGACCGCGCCACCGCCAGGUUCUGGGCUGACUUCAUCGAGAACAAGCUUACCAAGCCGUUCUUCAUGGCGAUCUGGGUGGAGGAGAGCGAAGCGCGGCUGCGGUUCGAGAAGGAGGCCAAGGAGCUGGUGGCGCUGCUGGAGGCGCAGCUCGACGGCAAGAAGUUCUUCGCCGGCGACAGGGCGGGAUACCUCGACGUCGCCGCGUCCUCGCUCGGCCCCUGGCGCAGCGUCAUCGAGGAGCUCAACGGAGUGACCGUGCUCAGCGAGGACGAGCACCCCAACCUGUGCCGGUGGAGCAGGGACUACUGCGCCUGCGAGGAUCUGAAGCCGUGCAUGCCGGAUCGGGAGAAGCUGCUCGCCUACUUCACCAAGAACUUCGACAGGUACAAGGCGGCCGUCAAUGCGACGUUAUCGCAGUCGCAGUAGUGAAAAGUCUGUAACUGGGUACAGUACUACACGUCGAUCUGCGCGUGUACGGACACGAAUGCCGCGCGGGCUUUUUUUUCAGAAUAACGUAGAUGUGCCCAGUGAAAUUCGGAGUAGUAGUACUAUGUACCGUAGUUCCAAGUUUUCAAUUCUGCAAACCAACAAGUUAUUACUUUUUUUUUUAUUUACCAAUACCUGAGUACCGCUGUACCAGUGCAAUUGUAUGCAGAGUUCUUGUUUCACCAAUGGACAGAAAUCUAUGGUCUCGUUUAGUUA